AUGUCUGGAAAAGGUUUGAAAUCUAUGAAAGAUGAGAAGCAUGAUUUGCAGAAGCAGAUUGGAUGCAUCACUGGAUUUUUCCAGCUCUUUGAUCGUCACCGGUUCAUUACCAGCCAUCGCGCAACUAGUUACAUUCCGAAUUCAUCUUCUUCAGGUGUAAAGAAUCAAAAGAUUGCAAAAGAGAAGCAACAAUUCUCUACCGAAUCAUCGAUAACAUCGGUGUCUUCAUCGUCUUGUUCAUCUAGCAUGUCAUCCAUUGAUUUCAAUAGAAUAAUCAAGAUUGAAUCAUCGUCAACGAAACAUAUCCAAACUCCGAAAAAAACACAUUCGAGACAUCAAUCACUUGAUUUCUAUGAUGUUGUCAAAGACUCAAUGCAUAGAGAAGAUAAAGGUUUAUAUGUGAAAACAUUAACUAAGGAAGCCAAAAAGGGUGAAGCUUAUGCAUUGAAUAAUCAACACAUGGAUUCUCCGAGGCCUAUGCUAUCGAAGAAAUCUUUCGAUGGAGGAGUUAAGGUUUCGAAAGAACCGUUGCAUAAUCUUUCGAAGUCGAGAAAACCACACUGGGACUCACCGCGACUCUCUUAUGAUGCGGUGAAGUCCGCCACAGUGCAUAAGGAACUUCCUAGGUUUUCCUUGGACAGCAAGCAAGGUUCAGUUAGACGGAUCAGCGAAGGAAACAAGGCUCGCAACGUGUCGAAUGGUUCACAAAAAGAAUUAGACACACCAAAAAGAUCAUCAAGUGUUGUUGCUAAAUUGAUGGGACUAGAAGCUCUCCCGGACUCGACACAAACUAAUCGAGCGUCUAUCUGCUCAAUCGAUCAAAUACAGCUUAGAGCAAGAACCAGCACAAAUGAUGAAUACAAAAAACACCAAAGUCUGGCGUCCCCGAGCAAUAGAAGGGAUGAUGAUUCAAUAAAAAAUGUGAAACAACAUUCGCGAUUCGCGAUGGAAUCAACGAGUCCGUGGAGACAACGUGAUGCAGACCAAAGUUCUUUGUUAGAAGAUUCUUCAAAGGGAAGCCAUUCUGAUACAAAAGCAUCAAAGUCCUCGAUUUCUGUAUAUGGAGAAAUCGAAAAAAGGCUGGCAGAACUCGAGUUCAAAAAGUCGGGAAAGGAUCUACGGGCCCUUAAACAGAUUCUUGAAGCAAUGCAGAGAUUCACAGAUUCAUCAUCUGAAACUAGGAACAAUAACACUAGUCUCAGUGAAAGUUCUAAAGUCCAAAGCCCAAGAAUACAACAAAAGGACUCGAAAUUCAUCACGGUUGAGUCGUCGAAUUCAAUCCUUGAUAGUAAAUCGCCAAUUGUCAUCAUGAAACCAACAAAAGUGACUAGAAAAGCCAAUAAUACUCCUUCAACCGAAUUUUCAAUUCAUCGAAGAUUGGUCGAAAAACAAAAGGCUAAAGGUAUUGUCUCAACCGAAAAAAUCACCAAGGAACCUUCAAAAUUGAUGCAAUCAUCAAAAUCUUCUCAAGACAGAAAUGGAAAAAACACCAUCAACUCCGAUAGCAUAACGGUAUCUAGGAGUCCAAGACUGCCGAAGAAGUUUGAACUCGAGACACGUUCUCCACCGACUAGUGAGUCAUUCGCUCCCGCGAUUAACAGAAAACAGCAUAAUAGGCAAAUUGUGGAGCUGUCAAAGAAUUUGUGUUCAUUACAUAGACACGACUUCUCCAUUUCGCAGGAUAGAGAUGAACAUUUUAGCGAAACAAGUUCUCAUUCGAGAAAAUUUAAGCAUCGUGUUAAUGUCAUUUCUUCGGAUUUUGACAAUAACAGAAGCUUGGACACUCUAGAAAUUGUUCGGAUCGAUCAAUCUGCCAAUAUCAAUCAAAAGGAUGAAUUUGAAGAGUUGAGGAAUGAAAGCUCUAAGGCUGAUAAAGUUGCAAAUGCUGAACAGCCAAGUCCAGUUUCUGUUCUUGAUGCUACAUUCUAUAAGGAAGAUCCACCGUCUCCGGUGAAAAAGAUAUCGAACAUUUCAAGAAAACUCGAUGAAGUUUUAAGCAUCAGUGUUGAUAUUGAGGAGAAUUCAGUUGAUCAAAUUCUUCGAGAAAUUGAUUGGAACGAUGAAAAACUCGUGAAUUUCAAUAACAUCGAGAAUCAAGAUCAUAAGUAUAUAUCAGAAAUACUAAUAGCUUCAGGUCUACUCAAUCAUCGAAACUCUAACGAGUUACUUCAUUCACAAGGCACCUUGAUUAACCCGAAAUUAUUCUUAGCACUUGAACAAAUGAAGACAAAUACGACGCAAUUCAAUAUUGAAUAUGCAGAGAGAAAACUAAAAGGGAAGAAGCUUUUCGAAGAGCUAUGUAUAGAAAUAGACGAGUUACAACCUCGAAACAAGAAUGUCAACUUCGUUCACGAGGAUGAGAAUUCGAUAAGUCUAUUGUGCAGAGAUUUGAAGGAUUGGAACACGGUUUGGACUAACCGUUGCAGCGAAAAAUCGAAUAUCGCGUUGGAUAUCGAACGGUUGAUCUUUAGAGACUUGAUAACUGAAGUUUGUGAAAGAUGA
This is a messenger RNA of Vicia faba (fava bean), 2502 nucleotides long. NCBI's taxonomy places the organism in Eukaryota, Viridiplantae, Streptophyta, Magnoliopsida, Fabales, Fabaceae. The record is from the annotation of a GenBank genome assembly.